GUACUCCCGUCCCCUUUGCUUCCCGGGAGGCAAAGCCGAGAGCUCAGGUUCUCUCAGGCCAGACACACCACAGCCCUUUGAAACGCUCUGUGUCCCUUACCCCACCCAUGAAUGUGCCAAACCAACCUCUAGGACAUGGAUGGAUGUCUCAUGAGGACUUACGAGCUAGAGGACCCCAGUGCAUCCCUUCCGAUCAUGCCCCCCUGUCUCCACAAAGCAGUGUAGCCUCUUCGGGAAGUGGUGGGAGUGAACAUUUAGAAGAUCAGCCUUCCGCUCGUAACACAUUCCAGGAGGAAGGGAGUGGGAUGAAAGAUGUCCCAGCCUGGCUGAAGAGCCUCCGGCUGCACAAGUACGCCGCCCUCUUCUCGCAGAUGACGUACGAGGAGAUGAUGGCCCUCACCGAAUGCCAGCUCGAGGCACAAAACGUUACCAAAGGCGCAAGACACAAAAUAGUCAUCAGUAUCCAAAAGCUAAAAGAAAGACAAAACCUGCUCAAAUCUUUAGAAAGGGACAUCCUGGAAGGUGGCAACUUGCGUGUCCCACUGCAGGAACUACACCAAAUGAUCCUCACCCCCAUCAAAGCCUACUCUUCCCAAAACUCCAGCACGGAGGAGCACAGCCGGGACGCGGACUCGCAUCACCCCUCCUCCCUGAUCGGCUCAGACAGCCAAGGCUCUGACUGCAAGGACUCUGCCGCGGGCGGGAUGCAGCAGCACCAUUUGCCGGGAUGCGAGGGCGAGUCGGGGGGGGCCCCUUUGCCCGAAGGUGACCUGCCCGGACAGUUCACCAGAGUGAUGGGGAAAGUAUGCACGCAACUUUUAGUUUCCCGACCCGACGAAGAGAAUAUAAGUUCCUAUUUACAGCUCAUAGACAAAUGUCUAAUCCACGAG
This is a messenger RNA of Pelecanus crispus (Dalmatian pelican), 890 nucleotides long. NCBI's taxonomy places the organism in Eukaryota, Metazoa, Chordata, Aves, Pelecaniformes, Pelecanidae. The record is from RefSeq and is a predicted model, not a curated record.